Rhizophagus irregularis DAOM 181602=DAOM 197198 is the source of this 1708-nucleotide messenger RNA. Its product is annotated as 40S ribosomal uS2 domain-containing protein. The record is from RefSeq and is a predicted model, not a curated record. NCBI's taxonomy places the organism in Eukaryota, Fungi, Glomeromycota, Glomeromycetes, Glomerales, Glomeraceae. Gene Ontology annotation, cellular component: 90S preribosome; cytosolic small ribosomal subunit; ribosome. Gene Ontology annotation, biological process: ribosomal small subunit assembly; cytoplasmic translation. Gene Ontology annotation, molecular function: structural constituent of ribosome.
AAAAAAAAAAAAAAAAAAAAUUAUUUAAAAAAUGAGGUUCUCAGAUAUCAGAAAUUUCCCUCUCUUCGGAUACAUCAGCGAAAAUAAACUAUCCCGUGAACGCAAAAAAUAGCGAUGUCUAAAUUUCCUGCCAUCUUGAAUGCCACGGAAGAGGAUAUUCAACUUCUCCUUUCGGCAACUUGCCAUCUUGGUGCAAAGAACUUGAACGUUCAAAUGACUCCUUACGUUUGGAAACGUCGUGCUGACGGUGUUCAUAUUAUUAAUAUUGGUAAAACAUGGGAAAAAUUAAUUUUUGCUGCCCGUAUUAUUUGUGCUAUUGAGAAUCCGGCUGACGUAGUAGUAAUUUCAGCACGUCCAUAUGGUCAAAGAGCUGUAUUAAAGUACGCAUCAUAUACAGGAGCGCAACCUAUCGCAGGAAGGUUCACACCUGGUACAUUUACCAAUUACAUUACAAGAUCAUUUAAAGAACCAAGAUUGAUUAUAGUUACAGAUCCGAGAACCGAUCAUCAAGCCAUUAAAGAAGCAUCAUAUGUUAAUAUUCCAGUGAUUGCAUUAACAGAUACUGAUUCACCGUUAAGAUAUAUUGAUGUAGCGAUUCCAACAAAUAAUAAGGCAAAACAUUCUAUUGGUUUAAUUUAUUGGUUGUUAGCGAGAGAAGUAUUAAGACUUCGAGCCACCAUUCCGCGUGAAACACCUUGGGAUGUUAUGGUUGAUAUGUUCUUUUACAGAGAUCCUGAAGAGGCUGAAAAAGAUGCAGAAGCUAUCCCUGAAAAACCGUCAUUUAAUACUUUUGAACCCUCUACUAGUAAUUGGGAUAAUGAACCUUCAUCGGAAUGGGAUGCUUCAGUUACUAAUCCUGCUCCCGGUAGUGUAAAUCCUGCCGUAGCCGCAAUUGCUACUAAUUCUACUAGUUGGGAUACUCCUGUUGAAGAACCUAGUAGUAGUUGGGAUAGUGGUGAUGCACCAAAUACUUGGGAAGGUGAAACUACCACCAAACCUAGUGGUGGUGGUGGUUGGGGUGAAGAAACUACAGCUACAACAACUACAACAAUUACAACUAGCACCUGGGAUACUAAUCCUAGUAGUAGUGGUGGUGGUUGGAAUGAGACUCCCGUUGCUCCACAAACUGGUGGAACUGCUGGAACUGCUGGUAGCUGGGAUGAAACUCCUGUUGCCCCCCAACCUACCGAAACUACUACCACUACCACUGGUAGUUGGGAUGAAACUCCUGUUGCCCCACAAUCUACAUUUGGUGGAGAGGAUUUUACUACUAGUACUACUGGUAGUGGUAAUUGGGCCGACGAACCUGCAGACAAUACUAAUAGUGGUUGGAAUUAAAAUUAAAUUCAUUGGAGUAAAUGUUUAUUAAAGAGAAAAGUUUUAUGCAUUAUUAUAUAUUAUUUUUUCUUUAUCUUUAUUUUAUUUUUCUUUAAUGAUUGGAAAAAGUAUGUAAAGGCUUUUAUUUUACUUAUUAAAAAAAGUUUUUUGAAAAAAGUAAAAAAUUUAUUCUUUUUCAUUGACCAUAUAAAAGUUUUCAGUAUUCGCUUGCAACAUAUUCAUUAAAGAGAUAGUAAUAUAAUGUGAAUUAUCUCAAUUUUACAGAAAAUACUGUAUGUCGAGAAUAAUAAUAUGAAUAAAUAUAAAUGCCAAAUCCUUUAAUAUAUAAUAAAAAAUUACUAAGUCCCCUGAAAACAUAAAAAUUCAUUAU